Messenger RNA from Trichoderma atroviride IMI 206040, 490 nucleotides. The record is from RefSeq and is a predicted model, not a curated record. NCBI's taxonomy places the organism in Eukaryota, Fungi, Ascomycota, Sordariomycetes, Hypocreales, Hypocreaceae.
GUGGCUGCCAUUCACGAAUGGGGAAAUUAGAUCUUGUGCGAUUUGCCCAUCUGCGACAAUGGGCGCGAUUAUGCGGGAAAGCGAUGAGAUCUUUUUUCAUUUGGAGUUCGGCGAUUUGCAUUAUCUCUACUCUCUCAACCCCGGCCUUGCCUACUUUGUUCAGAGAUAUGGUACCCAAACUGAAGUGACUGGCUCCCUUUUCUCUCUCUCUGGUCACGGUAACACAACCUAUGAUGAAUGUGACGCUGCAGGAACGCAUCUAACCGUGCUGCUGUGGAUUCAGAGAUCUGAUUUCUUUGUAUUCCGUUCAAAAUUGCCAGAUUGGGACCAUACAUGGAUGGUUAUGUAUAGAUGGUUGGAAUGAGGAAGUAGAAUACGUUUGAGAAGCCCUAUCAUUUCGUACUGUGAUGCCAAUAUGACUUGUUGGCGAUAUGUAGGAUACUGUAAAACAGGCUAUUUGUAAGAUGAAAUAGAAUAAAAUACCCCACCA